Messenger RNA from Anthostomella pinea, 1068 nucleotides. NCBI's taxonomy places the organism in Eukaryota, Fungi, Ascomycota, Sordariomycetes, Xylariales, Xylariaceae. The record is from the annotation of a GenBank genome assembly.
AUGGCCGGCAUCGAGAUCGAAACCAGCUACAUCCCCGAGCUCCAGAAGCACUUCGACGAGUACGGCGUCCCGCUCGCCGCACCCGCAUCCCGCACCGUCCGCUGCGCCAUAUGCGCCGAGGACCUCGCCGUCUUCUGGCACGCAAACGAGCACCAUCACGCGUGGACGUACCUUCCUUGCGGCCACAUCUUCGGCUACGAGUGUCUGCGCUCCUGGUUCAAGCCCUCGGCCGGAGGACCGAACCCAGGGUGCCCCAGCUGCCGGAAGAAGAUGGCGCACCGGGGCUGCGGACACCUCGUCGACAUGGAGCCCCGCCAGGCCGGCGACGGCUUCAACAUCCGCUCCGACGUCGCGCCGCUGCUGGCGCCGGGCGAACAGCUGCCCCCGAGGUGCAAGGCGUCUUGUAAACCACUCGCGGCUGAAGCAGGUUCCAGAUGGAUCGGAGUUAAUCGCAUGCUGUACCCGUGGAAUCCUUACAGUCCCAAUCCACCCUCGCAGACCUCCCAUCGUGAUCGAAACACGUAUUCGGCGCAGCAUUCAGCGUGGGAUGACCUCCCGCUACCGAAUACCUCCCAUCAUGGUCCAAACCCGUAUCCGGCGCAAGAUCCGCUGCGCACAUCAGUUUCCUAUCCGCCACCGCAGACCCCCCGUUCUGGUCCUUGGGAUAUGCUGCAGCGUCUGUCUCCGCCGCAGGCCUCCCUUCAUGAUGGUGUGUCUCAUCCGCCGCAUCCGUCCCCGCCGCAGAUUGCGGAAUCAACUCCAACGCUACGACCAUCAACCGGUAGUUCGAACCGCGAUCGGCCGGAGUCACUGGCGGCCGGUAACGUCGCCCCGGAGGACAACAUAUUACCAAGUUUUAGACUAUUGCGCCUUCUUGACGAGCUUGACCAGACAGCAAGAGAUCUUGACGCCUACCGCAACAGACCACCAACACCCCCUAGUCCGCUAGCUGCCGCUCAUAGCGAAGCGCCUCCAUCGGGAGGAGGCCAUGACUCUCCCACCACAGUCGCCUCACCGGCCACUACCGGGCCUGUGCCCAGGCACAGUAUCGCGGAAGAGAGCGACUAA